Messenger RNA from Solanum stenotomum, 1851 nucleotides. RefSeq lists its product as uncharacterized. The transcript has 5 exons. Lineage: Eukaryota; Viridiplantae; Streptophyta; Magnoliopsida; Solanales; Solanaceae. Bases 1 to 1851 code for a protein of 616 amino acids. The record is from RefSeq and is a predicted model, not a curated record.
AUGAUGCAAUUGUUGAAAGAGGCUUUACCUGAAGAUAACAUAGUUCUUGAUAGUUAUUAUCGGACCAAGAAACUAGUGCGUAGCUUGGGUUUGCCGGUUGAAAAGAUUGAUUAUUGUGAAUUAAGAUGUAUGUUAUAUUGGGGUGAUGAUGAACACCUUACAUCUUGUACAUUCUGUAGCCAUGAGAGAUACAAGCGUUGUGUCAGCUCUCGCAAGAGGAAAUUGGUCCCUUAUAAGAAAAUGUAUUAUUUUCCUUUGAUACCUAGAUUGCAAAGAUUAUAUGCAUCCCAUGCUACAACUGUCGACGUGAGAUGGUAUCAUGAGCAUACAAAAGAGGAUGGUGUAAUGAGUCAUCCGUCAGAUUCUGAGGCUUGGAAGCACUUCAAUGAAACUCAUCGUUGUUUUGCUGCUGAACCAAGAAAUAUAAAAUUGGGGUUAUGUACUAAUGGUUUCCAACCAUUUAGUCAAUCUGGGAGUAAGUACUCUUCAUGGCCAGUGAUUGUUACUCCUUACAAUUUACCUCCAGGGAUGUCCUUUAAUAAAGGAAUUGACCUUGCUGUGGGAGACAAGUGUGAAAGCAUUUUACAUCUCAAAAAAGCAAAACUUUCAAUUACAAUCAGUGACUUUCCAACAGAUUCUAUGCUAUCAGGAUGGAGUAAUGCGAGUAAGUUAGCAUGUACCUAUUGUAUGGAGGAAACACAAUCAUUCAGUUUGAAACAUGGUAGGAAAACAUCCUGUUUUGAUGCCAAAACCAAAGACAAUCCACAAUCACGUCAAGAUAUGGUAGUCUAUUGUGAUCGACCUCAAUUGGAAAAAGACGGUAGUGGAAAAUAUCCGAAAGCUAUAUAUACAAUAGACAAGGAAGCAAGAUCGAUCUUGUUCAAUUGGGUGAAAGGCUUAAAGUUUCUAGAUGGGUAUGUUUCAAAUUUGGGUAGAUGUCAAGACACAAAUGCAAAAAGGAUGUUUGGCAUGAAAAGUCAUGAUUGCCAUGUGUUCAUGCAACGACUAAUGCCUAUUGCUUUUCAUGAACUACUUCCUAGUAAUGUGUGGCAGACACUUACAGAAUUGAGCUUAUUUUUUAAAGAUCUUUCUUCAACCACUCUACGAGUGGAUAACAUGGAGAGAUUAGAGGGAGAUAUCCCACAAAUCUUGUGCAAGUUAGAACGUAUAUUUCCUCCUGGGUUUUUUGACUCAAUGGAACAUCUACUUGUGCACCUUCCAUAUGAAGCAACAAUAGCUGGACUUGUGCAAUAUCGAUGGAUGUAUCCUUUUGAAAGUGGUCCAUCCGUUUUAUCUAUUAAGGUCCGAUGUAAUCCUAUUGAGAAUAAGUUCUUGCGUAGUCUUGCUCGUGGACCAUUGAUAGGCGCUACAUGUCAUUCUGUUUAUUUUGUUAAUGGAUACAAAUUUCACAUAGAAUGUCAUGGUAGCGCAAAAUCAACAAUGAAUAGUGUAGUUUGUAUCUCAGAUUCAAAUUGUGGUGAUUAUUAUGGACAGAUAAAAGAGAUUAUACAAGUGGAAUACCGUGAAGCACCUUUGAAGCAAAUUGUUUUAUUCAAAUGUGAAUGGUUUGACCCAACUAUGGAUGUUGGUGUCAAAAAGCAUAAUCAGUACAAAUUGAUUGAUAUUAAUCAUCAUCGUCGAUAUAAAAAAUAUGAACAUUUUAUUCUUGCAAUGCAAGCAACUCAAGUGUGCUAUGUGCCUUAUCCGAGCAAGAAAAAUGACAAGGAUGAUUGGGUAGCUGUAUUGAAGGUCAAACCUCGAAAUGUUAUUAAACUACCAGAUGAGGAAGUGGUGACAACUUCAGAACUGAAUGUUCCAUUCCAAGUUGAANUCAAGGGGAAAAAGAAGUGA